GAUUGACAACCAUCAACACACAUGGGACAGCUAUUCAGAUAGUUACUAUAUUAAUAGACUUCCUCUGUUUUGCAGAAGGCUACCACGACCUAAAAAUGAAGAGCUCCAACAGAAUUUCUGCUCUACUGUGGGCAGACAUAUUGGUGGCUUUCGCGUUGUUUGUGAUGCAGGAUUAUUUGACAGAUGUUUGGAAUCUAAGCUUCACUCAUGCUGCUGCCAUUCUGAAUCUCUGGAAUGGAAUGUCUAUGGUGUUACAACCUUUCUUCGUCGUCCUCGUCGACGCCCUUCUUGGAAAUUUCACGAUGCUGCUCAUUUCCAGCACGGCCUACAGUCUCGGGAUUGGUUUCGUAGCGAUGUCGACUCCACCGGUUCUCGGCACGUGCAACAGAUACGAGCAAGAAUGCAUCGGUCCAACGCAGAAACCUCUCUUCUACGCAGGCAUGGCGUUGAUAGCUGUGGGGGUAGCCGGCAACAACGUCUCGUUGAAACCUUUUCUUCAAGAGCAGGAAGAUAGAAACCUCGACGCUGCGCCAAACUUCUGCCUGAAAAUUGCCGGUGCUGUUUUUGUGGCGAUUGUGGCAUUAGUCGGCGCCAUUGCGCUUCCAUACGUCAAACCGUGGAGCCUCCGGUUCGGAAUCCCGGCAAUCUGUACAGUUGUAGCGACCGCGCUUUUCCUCACCGGUCUCUGCUGCUACAGAUACGACAGGAGAGGAGCAGAAGGGAGCCAGGUGAAGAGCCUAUGCAGAGCGCGCAUGAUACCGAUGCUGACGACCUUCGUAUUCUGCGGCGUCGUCUCCUCGGUCGGAAACACGUACUUCGUGGAGCAAGCCAGUAAUCUGAACCGCAACCUCGGCAAAUGGAAGGUUCCUCCGCAGGUGCUGCUGCUGGCGCAGAAGGCGGCGGCCACCGUGGUGAGCGAGGCGCUGAAAAGCCAAGGCGUGGCGGCCGGUAAAGGGGUCGUGACGGCGAUAUCGUUUGCAGUUCUGUGCUGCAUAACCGCCGCGAGAAUGGAGCUGAGGAGGCUUCGGAUCGUGCGGAGGCACGGCCUGCUGGAGAAGCCCGACGAGGAGGUGCCGAUGAGCAUCUUCUGGCUGAUCUUCCAGUUCGUGCUGCUGGCGUGCCUCGAGAAGUUCUUGGAGAAGAGCGUGGAGAAGAUGAACGAGGCGGAGUUCCCCGACGACGAGGGCGAGAGGAGGUAUCCGGACAACCUGGCGAAGGGGGUGUCGGGACUGGGAUUCAUGUGCGGCGUGCUGUCGGUGUAUGUGGUCGGAGAAGUGAGCGGGCGAGGAGGGAACGCCAGCUGGUUUCAGGACACGUUGAACACGAGCCGGUUGGAUCGGUAUUAUUGGGUGCUGGCGGCGUUGGGCGCCGUCAAUCUAUUCGUCUACGCCGUCGUCGGCUUGUGCUGCAGAUGCUUCAAUCGGUAGCGCUUCUUUGCUGCUGUUGAAUUCACCUCCUUCUGUUUGAGGGAAAAUGGAAGUUGUUUUUAUUGAGAAGAGAAGAGAUUUUUCGGAAAAUUAUCUUAUUGUUGAUUUAUGUUAGUGUAAAUUUUGACACUAGUCUUCUUUA
This is a messenger RNA of Salvia miltiorrhiza (redroot sage), 1569 nucleotides long. Its product is annotated as protein NRT1/ PTR FAMILY 5.5-like. The record is from RefSeq and is a predicted model, not a curated record. The coding region runs from base 96 to 1427 and encodes 443 amino acids. The transcript has 4 exons. NCBI's taxonomy places the organism in Eukaryota, Viridiplantae, Streptophyta, Magnoliopsida, Lamiales, Lamiaceae.